Molecule: messenger RNA, 1649 nt
Organism: Alosa alosa (allis shad)
Lineage: Eukaryota; Metazoa; Chordata; Actinopteri; Clupeiformes; Clupeidae
Product: claudin-4-like
Exons: 3
Coding region: 5-1159 (384 amino acids)
Biological process (GO): cell adhesion; bicellular tight junction assembly
Cellular component (GO): plasma membrane; bicellular tight junction
Molecular function (GO): structural molecule activity
Source: RefSeq, a predicted model, not a curated record
GAGGAUGCCCUCGGCCGGCGUGGAGAUCCUGGGCAUGAUCCUGGCGGUGGCCGGCUGGCUGGGGGUGAUGGUGGCCUGCUGCCUGCCCAUGUGGCGCGUGGUGGCCUACGUGGGCCAGAACAUCGUGAUGGCGCAGGUGAUCUGGGAGGGCCUGUGGAUGAGCUGCGUCGUCCAGAGCACCGGUCAGAUGCACUGCCGCAUCUACGAGUCCAUGCUGGGGCUCGCCGCCGACCUGCAAGCCUCCCGCGCCCUCACUGUCACCGCGCUCCUGCUGGGCGUGCUGGGCAUCGCGCUGGCCGUGGCCGGCGCCAAGUGCACCAACUGCGCCCGCGACCCGGCCAGCAAGCCGCGGCUGGCGCUGGCGUCUGGAUUGGCGUUCGUGGGCGCGGGGCUGCUGCUGCUGGUGGCCGUGUGCUGGACGGCCCACACCAUCGUGCUGGACUUCUACAACCCGCUGCUGGAGGAGACGCAGAAGAGGGAUUUAUUCUUCAUGGUGGCGUUUGGUCUGGAGGUCCUAGGGGUGACCCUAGCAGCCGUCGGUUGGAUCCUGUCCAUCGUCUCGUGCGCGCUGCCCAUGUGGCGUGUGACGGCCUUCAUCGGCGUGAACAUCGUGACGGCACAGACCAUCUGGGAGGGCAUCUGGAUGAACUGCGUGGUGCAGAGCACGGGCCAGAUGCAGUGCAAGAUGUACGACUCCAUGCUGGCUCUGCCUCAGGACCUGCAGGCCGCCCGCGCCCUCUGCGUGGUGUCCAUCGUCCUGGGCAUACUGGGCGUCCUGGUGUCCAUCGUGGGCGCCAAGUGCACCAACUGCAUUGAGGACGAGGCGGCGAAGGCGCGCGUGAUGAUCGCCGCCGGCGUGGCCUUCCUGUGCGCCGCCCUGUCCCAGCUAGUGCCCGUCUCCUGGACGGCGCACACCAUCAUCGCGGACUUCUACAACCCGCUGAUCAAUGAGCAGCAGAAGCGGGAGAUCGGCGCGGCGCUCUACCUGGGCUGGGCGGCCGCCGCCAUGCUGCUGGUGGGCGGGUCCAUCCUCUGCUGCUCCUGUCCCCCCAGCGCCCCCGAGAAGAAGUACCUGCCGCCCGGCCGCAUGAUGUACGCGCCCUCCAGGUCUGUGGCGCACAGCGUGGCGCACACGCACGAGAGGAGAGAUUACGUCUGACCGGGCCCACACACGGAGCGGGGGACGUCUGGACGAGGAUGAAAAAGAGGAGAGUUUAAAAAAAAAAAAAAAAGACAUUUGCGGCCUUCAAGGUGUGUUCUGCUUCCUAGAGGGAAGGGACUGUCUUCCGGGAAUUGAGGAAAUUGUGUAAAUAUUUUCUUGCCAAACAGACUUGUGCCAAUCACUGAUGAAAAGAGAGAAAAGAUUUGCACCCUUACUUAGACUUACUUGCUUUUUUUUUACUGAGAAGUAGCCAUACCCUUUUAAACGCUGGUGUGAAUUGAUUCUGUUUUCUAGAUAUUUAUUGUAACUAGCUAUGACUCCCUGUGAAAAGUCAUUACACUGUUUUCAAUGCACUGUGUUUUUAUGUAUGUGUGUGCGCAGUUAGUUGUGUAUUCCUUAACCUGGCACAUGAAUCUUUGCACUGUGUGCUACACUGGCUGAGAGAAAUGCAUUUGUACAGAAAUAAACCCGAUAGUCAAUUUCAAAA